Gaeumannomyces tritici R3-111a-1 is the source of this 711-nucleotide messenger RNA. RefSeq lists its product as hypothetical. The transcript has 2 exons. Lineage: Eukaryota; Fungi; Ascomycota; Sordariomycetes; Magnaporthales; Magnaporthaceae. The record is from RefSeq and is a predicted model, not a curated record. The coding region runs from base 1 to 711 and encodes 236 amino acids. Gene Ontology annotation, molecular function: protein binding.
AUGGGCCGAACGCCGCUGGUGCUGGACCAAUUCUCCUGGACGCUGUUUGCCCGACUCCCCGCUGAGCUGCAACUUGAAAUCCUGGAGCGGUGCCACUCUCACGAUCUCGUCUGCCUGUCCUUGGUAUCGCGCUUCUUUCGGUGGAUUACACUGCCUCUCCUGCCUGCCAAGCCAAAGCUACUGGACUGCAGGUGGAAGCACAAGACCUGUAACUGGAUCGGACUUCACAUCACGGGCCGCGGCACAGCGCGAUACCAGCAAUUCGUCGUUCGCGGCCCGACAGCACCACAGCGCCGCAACACGCUAUCGCCCGACAACCGCGAGGUGCAUCCGAGGAUGGUAUGCAACCCCGCCGACGGGGACGCCUGGUGUGUCAAUUGCCUGUCUACCGGUUAUCCGCUGUUCGCCCGCCUGCAGGGCUGGAUGGGCAGCCGCAAGUUCUGCAUCACAUGUCGCAAGUUCACCAAGCGGCCAUGGGCAAAGAGGUUCGGCAGGCGCUGCCAACAUGGGCAGGAGCGGAAGCGGCUUCGAGGCACCUGCGGCUGGUCGAAGCCAUCGAGGAACAAGCCCGAGAAGUACGAACCGGAGAAACACGAUUCGAGAAGCUCAAGGCAGCGCGCCCGAGAAGACUGUUACUUGCCGAAGCCACCAACAAACAAGCCCGAGAGGUACGAACUGAGAAGCUUGAAGCGCCGUGCCCAAGCUGUAUAA